Cucumis sativus (cucumber) is the source of this 5196-nucleotide messenger RNA. Its product is annotated as NAD-dependent protein deacetylase SRT1. The coding region runs from base 1518 to 5048 and encodes 1176 amino acids. Lineage: Eukaryota; Viridiplantae; Streptophyta; Magnoliopsida; Cucurbitales; Cucurbitaceae. The transcript has 12 exons. The record is from RefSeq and is a predicted model, not a curated record. Gene Ontology annotation, biological process: DNA integration. Gene Ontology annotation, molecular function: zinc ion binding; nucleic acid binding; NAD+ binding.
UUUCAAAUAUUUCAAGCCCACAAGUGAGGGGGAGUGUUGGUGAUAUAUAAUUAAAGUUGUGCCUUCAACCACCAGCUUAAGCUUUUGGAUGAAUUGAUGGUUUAAUACCGCUAUCAAUGAUAACUUGACACACUUUACCGUUAAUAGUGCAUCUUGUUCAAGCAUCUUGUUCAAAAAAGGAAAUUCCUUUGAGGUAUUUGUUCAACUGUAGUAGUGAAAAGAAUUCUUUGAACUACACAAGAUAGUUGAUCUUCUUCAUCUGGUGUUGAGAUCUCAUAGAUGUUGUUAUCCGAGUCAUCAACUUCUUGUUCUUCUUCAAUUGUCAAAGUUCUUUGAGGGCACUCGUUGGAGAGAUGUCCUUGUUGUCCGCACCUCAAACAUUUACCCAAAGUAGGACAGUUAUAAACGUUAUCAACCUUAUUUUUUGUAGCAUUUUCACCUGGUUUGGUGGUUGUUAUCUUUGGUGGGUUGUCAUCAUUUUUAGCGGGCUGUGAGGAUGUGGAGGAGAUUUCUUGUUGAAAGUUUCUAAAUGAACUAGUUGGGUUAGUUCUGUGCUGUUUGUCCUAAUUGUUCUUUCUUUGAUAAGUCUUGGUUUUCAUGGUCUCUUCACUGUCUUCAAUCUUGGAAGCCAAGGAGAUGGCAUCUGAAAGAAGUUAAAGGAUGUAAGUUUACAAUAUCCUUAAUUUCAUCUCUUAGACCAUGAAUAAACCUAGAAAUCUGUUGGGGUUUUGUUUCUGGAAGUUUAUUUCAAGCGUUAAGUCUAUAGAAUUCCUCUAUGUAAUCUAUGAUGCUUCGUGAACCUUGGUGACACUGUUGAUACUGAUUGUAAAGUAAUUGCUGGUAGUUGAUGGGUAGGAAUCUCUUCUUCAUUAGAUGUAACAUCUUUGGCCAACUUCUUAUUAAUUGUUUACCGAAGAGUCAUCUGUUAUUUUGUAAUUAAUCCCACCAAGCACUUGCGGCACCUUGGAGUUUGAGAGCAACUAAUCGGACCUUGUGUUUGGAUGUAUUGGCAUAGUCGAAAUUUUUUUCUACAUUCUUGAUCCAAUCAAGAAACUUCUCCAUGUCCAUUCGACCAUUGAAGGUAGGAAGAUCCACUUUCAUAUGUAUUUCUUGAUCUUCUUGAAAAUAUGGUCGAAGACCAAGCCCUCGUUGUGGUUCUUGAUGAAUGUUCAGCAAGCGGUCUUCAUCGGAAGAGUCAGAAUCGUCUAACAAAUGUCUAGUUGGGUUUCUUGGUCCUUCUUGCCUUUCUUGGUUUGCUGCAAUUGGGUUUCUUGGGGGUUAGAUUGCUUCUUCUAAAGAUUGGGCAUGAAAUCGGGUAAAAAGAUUAGUCAAAUCUACUAAUGAUUACUAUAUAUCCGACUGUCCUUUUUGAAGUUCUUCGACAACUUGUUCCUCCAACUGCAAGCGUUGGUCGAAGGAGGCUUCCGCGUCCAUGGUUAUGAGUGAAUAUUGAUGGCCUCCAUCUUCGAUCUGGUAUACCAAGAGAGAAGCUUGCUGAAUUACAUGGGAACUCAUUCAUGGAAACUUGUCCAUCAUGUGGAGCUGAGUAUUUGAGGGAUUUUGAAGUAGAAACUAUCGGAUUGAAGGAUACAUCACGGAGAUGUUCUGAUGCCAAUUGUGGAGCUAAACUAAGGGAUACAGUUCUUGACUGGGAGGAUGCAUUGCCUCCAAAGGAGAUGAAUCCAGCUGAGAGACACUGCAGGAUGGCUGAUAUUGUAUUGUGUCUAGGGACGAGCUUGCAGAUCACUCCAGCAUGCAACCUUCCUCUGAAAUCACUUCGUGGUGGGGGAAAGAUUAUAAUUGUUAAUCUUCAGAAAACACCAAAGGAUAAAAAAGCAAGUUUGGUUAUCCAUGGUCGCGUUGAUAAGGUCAUUGCAGGCGUAAUGGAGAUCCUAAAUAUGCAAAUUCCCCCGUUUGUUAGAAUUGAUCUUUUCCAGAUUAUACUUUCUCAAGGCUUGAGUCUUGAUAAGAAAUUUGUUAACUGGACCCUUCGAAUAUUAAGCAUACAUGGACAGAAAGCUCCAUUACCAUUCAUCAAAUCUGUUGAGAUUUCGUUCUUGGAUAAUCAAGAUUACAAAUCAACUACUUUGCAAAGCCAACCGUUUCUCCUUAAAAGAAGAACGGUAAAGGAAAAGUCAUUUGAAAUGGUUUUGAGGCUCAAUUUCAGCGAAGGUUGUGGUAGUUCACAUGCUGAAAUUAAUGUCCCCGUUGAUUUUAAGGAUCGUGUGACGAAGAAGAUUAUUGGUAGAGGAUAUGAGUCAGGAGGCCUUUAUCUCUUUGAUCAUCAAGUAUCGCAAGCUGUGGCGUGUCCUGUCGUUCCCUCUCCUUUUGAAGUCCAUUGUCGUUUAGGUCAUCCAUCUUUGUUUGUGUUGAAGAAACUUUAUCCAGAAUUUAGGUCUUUGUCCUCUUUAAAUUGUGAUUCGUGUCAAUUUGCGAAAUUUCAUCGUCUUAGUUCGAGUCCUCGAGUCGAUAAACGAGCAAUUGCUCCAUUUGAGUUAGUUCAUUCUGAUAUUUGGGGUCCGUGUCCAGUUGUAUCUCAAACAGGCUUUCGUUAUUUUGUUACUUUUGUUGACGAUCAUUCUCGUCUAACUUGGUUAUAUUUAAUGAAAAAUCGUUCUGAGUUAUUAUCUCAUUUUUGUGCCUUUCAUACUGAAAUAAAAAACCAAUUUAAUGUCUCUAUCAAAACUUUGCGUACUGAUAAUGCGGGUGAAUAUUUUUCUCAUUCUCUUGGCUCUUACUUGUGUGAAAAUGGCAUUAUUCAUCAAUCUUCCUGUGCUGACACUCCAUCUCAAAAUGGUGUUGCAGAGCGGAAAAAUAGGCAUUUACUUGAAACUGCCCGUGCUUUAUCGUUUCAAAUGCAUGUUUCAAAAAUCUUUUGGGUUGAUGCUGUCUCUACAGCUUGUUUUUUGAUUAAUAGAAUGCCUUCCUCUGUUCUUAAUGGUGAGAUUCCCUAUCGUGUUCUUUUUCCUACCAAGCAUUUGUUUCCUAUUGCUCCUAAGAUAUUUGGUUGUGUCUGUUUUGUUCGUGACGUUCGUCCUCAUCAUACUAAGUUAGAUCCCAAAUCCUUGAAGUGUAUCUUCUUGGGUUAUUCACGUGUUCAAAAGGGUUAUCGUUGUUAUUGUCCUACCCUUAAAAGGUAUCUGGUUUCGCCUGAUGUUGUCUUUUUUGAAGAUACACCCUUUACUUCAUCACCAUCGAGUUUGUGUCAGGGGGAGGAUGACAAUCUUUUUAUAUAUGAGGUUACCUCUCCCACACCAUCCUUGUCUACUGAUGUGUCUCCUUCCCGCCCGUUGAUUUCUCAAGUCUACUCCCGACGACCUCCACCACAACCUUCAGACUCAUGUCCUCCAUCAAUGCUUCCUUCAUCAUGUGAUCCAGCGCCAAGUGAUGAUCUUCCCAUUGCUCUUCGCAAAGGUAAACGCAAGUGUACUUACCCCGUUUCUUCCUUUAUUUCCUAUCACCAGUUAUCUCCCUCCACAUAUGCGUUUAUUACGUCUCUUGAGUCCACAUCUAUUCCUAACUCUGUUCAUGAAGCUUUGUCUCAUCCUGGCUGGCAAAAUGCAAUGAUUGAGGAGAUGACUGCUUUAGAUGAUAAUGGUACUUGGGAUUUGGUAUCUCGUCCUGCAGGAAAGAAGGCCAUUGGUUGUAAAUGGGUGUUUGCUGUCAAGAUGAAUCCUGAUGGAACAGUGGCUCGUUUAAAGGCUCGCCUUGUUGCCAAAGGUUAUGCUCAAAUCUAUGGCACUGAUUAUUCAGAUACAUUCUCUCCGGUUGCCAAGUUAACUUCCAUUCGCCUAUUUCUUUCCAUGGCUGCUACCAAUAAAUGGUCGUUGCAUCAACUUGACAUUAAGAAUGCUUUUCUUCACGGUGAUCUUCAAGAGGAAGUUUAUAUGGAACAACCACCAGGGUUUGUUGCUCAGGGGGAGAGUGAUAAAGUAUGUCGCCUUCGAAAAUCUCUGUAUGGUUUGAAACAGAGUCCUCGUGCGUGGUUUGGUAAGUUUAGUCAAGCCCUUGUAUGCUUUGGUAUGAAGAAGAGUACAUCUGAUCAUUCAGUUUUCUAUCGCCGAUCUGAGAAGGGUAUAGUUCUACUAGUUGUAUAUGUUGAUGAUAUUGUUAUUACUGGAAAUGAUGCAUUGGGUAUUUCGUCUCUCAAAACUUUCCUUCAGGGUCAGUUUUAUACAAAAGAUUUGGGCCAAUUGAAAUAUUUUUUGGGCAUUGAAGUGAUGAGAAGCAAGAAAGGUAUUUAUUUGUCUCAACGAAAAUAUGUACUUGAUUUGUUGUCUGAAACAGGAAAAUUAGGCGCCAAACCAAGUGGCACUCCAAUGAUGCCAAAUCAGCAACUUGUUAAAGAAGGAGAAUUAUGUAAAGAUCCUGAGAGAUAUAGGAGAUUAGUUGGGAAGUUGAACUACUUAACAGUGACUCGACCAGACAUUGCAUAUUCUGUAAGUGUUGUAAGUCAAUUCAUGUCUUCCCCUACAGUGGAUCAUUGGGCUGCAGUAGAGCAGAUUUUGUGUUAUCUAAAAGCUGCUCCUGGACGUGGGAUCCUAUACAAAGAUCAUGGACAUACGAGAGUUGAAUGUUUUUCUGAUGCUGAUUGGGCGGGGUCUCGUGAGGAUAGGAGAUCGACUUCUGGAUAUUGUGUCUUUGUAGGUGGAAACUUAGUUUCAUGGAAGAGUAAGAAACAAAAUGUUGUUUCUCGUUCGAGUGCUGAGUCAGAAUAUAGAGCUAUGGCACAAUCUGUGUGUGAAAUAGUAUGGAUUCACCAACUAUUAUCUGAGAUAGGCUUCAGUAUUACCGUGCCAGCUAAAUUAUGGUGUGAUAAUCAAGCUGCACUUCAUAUCGCAUCUAAUCCAGUAUUUCAUGAAAGAACUAAACAUAUUGAGGUGGAUUGUCACUUCAUUCGUGAGAAAAUCCAAGAUGGGUUGGUGUCCACAGGAUAUGUGAAGACCGGAGAACAAUUGGGAGAUAUUCUAACUAAAGCUUUAAAUGGAACAAGGAUAAGCUAUCUGUGCAACAAGCUGGGCAUGAUCGACAUAUUUGCUCCAGCUUGAGGGGGAGUGUUAUGAUAUAUAUAUAUAUAUACAUAUGUCCUUUAUUGUAAUUUUACUUAGUCUCUAGGGUUUAGUUUAUUCUCUAUAUAAAUAUGUAACAUUGCUUUGACUCAAUGAGAAAAAGACAUAUACGUUUCUGAAUUCUAAA